CUGUUCCCAAAUUUGAAGGCUUCGAUCAAAUUUCAAACAAUUCCAAAUUCUUUACCAAGCAAGCAGAUAAUCCAUGUGGUUAUAAAUACCUUAGCAACAGAGAGACCACAACACAUCAAAAUUUAAGAACCAAAAAGAUAACCGCUUCAAGAGUCUUCUUCUUCUUCUUCUUCUUUAGCCAUGCAAAACACAAAGCCUCAUGCAGCUAUGCUAGCCAGCCCUGGCAUGGGCCAUCUCAUCCCUGUCCUUGAGCUUGGAAAGCGCCUUAUCACCCACCAUAACUUCCAAGUCACCAUUUUUAUCGUUGCAAGUGAUUCUUCUACCACAAAAUCUCUUCUCAAAUCAACAAACCCUAAUCUCACCAUUGUUGCACUUCCUUUAGUAGAUAUCCCUGCUCUAGUUAACCCAAAUGAUAAUAUAGUAACAAAGAUUGUUGUCUUUAUGCGUCAGUCCUUACCAUUUCUCCGUUCAUCCAUAUCGGCUAUGAAAUCCCGGCCGACGGUUUUAGUUGUCGACUUAUUCGGUACCGAAGCUUUUCCUAUAGCAGAUGAAUUUCAUAUGUUAAAGUAUGUUUUUGUAACUUCAAAUGAAUGGUUUCUUGCAAUAGCUAUAUAUUCACCAACAGUUCAUAAUUUGGUUCAAGUACACGUGAACCGGAAACAACCGUUAGAAAUUCCAGGUUUCCGACCGGUUAGGUUCGAGGAUACGAUUGAAGCGUACCCAAUUAUGAAUUUCGAUCGGGUUUAUGGUGAAUUUUCACGUGUUGGAAUUGAAAUACCAAUGUCUGAUGGGAUUUUGAUUAAUACAUGGGAGGAUUUGGAUCCAUCAACGCUUGAAGCUUUAAGAGAUGAUAACAAGUUAGGGAAUGUGACUCGGGUUCCAGUUUAUCCAGUUGGUCCACUGGUUAGACCGGUUGAGUUUGCAGUUCACGGAAACCCAGAGAUAUUAAAAUGGCUCGAGUUGCAACCUAGUGAGUCAGUGAUUUACGUGUCAUUUGGUAGCGGUGGGACAAUCUCUGAAGAGCAAAUGAUAGAGCUGGCAUGGGGAUUGGAGCUGAGUCAGCAAAGAUUUAUUUGGGUGGUGAGGCCACCAGUGAAUGGCGAUGUAUCCGCAUCAUAUUUCACCGUAGGACAAGAAUCCGAUGCGAUUAAAAGUUAUUUCCCAGAUGGAUUUUUGAGUAGGACCCACAACAAGGCAGGGCUUGUUGUGCCAAUAUGGGCUCCACAAAGGGAGAUAUUGGCCCACGUGGAAGUGGGCGGGUUUUUGACCCAUUGUGGUUGGAAUUCAAGUCUUGAAAGUAUUACUAAUGGAGUCCCAAUGAUCGCCUGGCCAUUAUACGCAGAGCAAAAACUGAAUGCAGCUUUAUUGGCGGAGGAGCUUAGGGUGGCCGUGCGACCAAAAACAAAUCCGACGGAGGGUAUAAUUGGAAGAGAAGAGAUAGAGAUGAUGGUUAGAAAUAUUAUGGAGGACAAAGAAAUGAGAAAUAGAGUUAAAAUGCUUAAAAAUAGUGCAGAGAAGGCUUUAAGCAAAGGUGGUACCUCUUAUAAUUCACUCUCUUUAGUGGCCAAAGAAAUCAAGGUUCACGGGUUCUAAUCACAUGACAGAAUUGCAUUUUGCCGUUUCAUAAUAAAACAUUGUCGUUUCAC
Jatropha curcas is the source of this 1646-nucleotide messenger RNA. RefSeq names its product UDP-glycosyltransferase 72E1. The record is from RefSeq and is a predicted model, not a curated record. Gene Ontology annotation, molecular function: coniferyl-alcohol glucosyltransferase activity. Lineage: Eukaryota; Viridiplantae; Streptophyta; Magnoliopsida; Malpighiales; Euphorbiaceae.